CGUCUCCUCCCGGCCUAUAUAAACCCCAGUGGCGUUGCACUGAGCCCUAGCUCAAACACUGUGUACUACGCAACACACACAUAGGCACAGUUAGUGCACGUACAUCUUGCUGAAUUUGCUUGAGCUCGUACGUGCGUAGUGUGGUAGCCAUGGCCAAGGCAGUGAUGAUGCUCCCCGUCCUCCUCUCCUUCCUCCUGCUGCCAUUCUCGUCCAUGGCGCUGACGCAGGAUUUCUGCGUCGCCGACCUGACCUGCAGCGACACGCCGGCGGGGUACCCGUGCAAGGCCAGCGUCGGCGCCGGCGACUUCGCCUACCACGGCCUCGCGGCGGCGGGCAACACCAGCAACCUCAUCAAGGCCGCCGUGACGCCGGCCUUCGUCGGCCAGUUCCCCGGCGUGAACGGGCUCGGUAUCUCCGCGGCGAGGCUGGACAUCGCCGUCGGCGGCGUCGUGCCGCUCCACACCCACCCGGCCGCCUCCGAGCUCCUGUUCGUCACCCAGGGCACCGUCGCCGCCGGGUUCAUCACCUCCUCCUCCAACACCGUCUACACCAGGACGCUGUACGCCGGCGACAUCAUGGUGUUCCCCCAGGGCCUCCUGCACUACCAGUACAACGCCGGCCAGUCGGCGGCGGUGGCGCUCGUCGCCUUCAGCGGCCCCAACCCCGGCCUCCAGAUCACCGACUACGCCCUCUUCGCCAACAACCUGCCGUCCGCCAUCGUCGAGAAGGUCACCUUCUUGGACGACGCGCAGGUGAAGAAGCUCAAGUCCGUCCUCGGCGGUAGCGGUUAAGUUCGUCGUACGUCUCUCUCCGGUCGAGUUGGUCGCCGCCGCCGCCGUCGUCGUCGUCGUGGUGGUCACUCCGUGUGAUUGAUUAAUUUGCAUGCAUGCACUUCUGUCAUGGGAAUGUGUCUGAUUUCUUUUUUCAUGUUAUGCUUAAUUUGUUCAUGUCAAUUUCUUUCAGAUUAAUUAAGUGGUGGUUCAAAUAAUCUCUAGGUGUGUCACUGUAAUUUGUUGGAACGAAAGACUAAACUGUGCAUCGAUCCAAUUGGUCAUUUUUUUUUGUCAGUUCAAAGCUUCGUUUGGCA
Oryza sativa Japonica Group (Japanese rice) is the source of this 1087-nucleotide messenger RNA. The record is from RefSeq and is a predicted model, not a curated record. NCBI's taxonomy places the organism in Eukaryota, Viridiplantae, Streptophyta, Magnoliopsida, Poales, Poaceae.